This is a messenger RNA of Lasiosphaeria miniovina, 1081 nucleotides long. Its product is annotated as P-loop containing nucleoside triphosphate hydrolase protein. Gene Ontology annotation, molecular function: ATP binding; nucleic acid binding. NCBI's taxonomy places the organism in Eukaryota, Fungi, Ascomycota, Sordariomycetes, Sordariales, Lasiosphaeriaceae. The transcript has 3 exons. Bases 195 to 812 code for a protein of 205 amino acids. The record is from RefSeq and is a predicted model, not a curated record.
AAAGGAAAGAAAUACACCUACACAACAGCUUGAACGCGUCUGCUAGAUCGCUGGUAAACACUCAACUUUGAUCCGAACUUCGUGAAAAUUUUUACACACUUCCUCUGCGCCGAGGGCAUCCUCGGAAGCUAACUUUCUUCCUCAAACAACGCAUUUUCUGAAGCCAGCUUUCCUGCAUCGCUUUCACCGCCCUAAUGGACCUCGACGAGCAAAAGAAGCGCAUAAACAGAGCCAUUUAUGGCAUCACAGGCGCUCCAGAGGCUCAUGCUGGCCAGGUGCAGGCUGUGCAGCGCUUGGUUUACCAGCAUGACGACACAGUCCUCGUUGCGGCGACAGGCUACGGCAAAAGCGCCGUUCUCUACACUGUUUCUGCCCUGACCGAGAAGAUCACGAUACAAAUUGUUCCCUUGACGAAGCUAGGCGAGAAUCAGCGUGACGAUAUCACCAGAAAUGUCCCUAAUCCGAAGCCGGUAUGGAUCGACGCCGACACGCAUCUCAAGAACCGGAACGUUUGGGACCAAGUCAAACAAAUUCAAUAUACUCAUGUGCUUUUGAGCCCAGAACAAGCCCUUUCACCGAAGUUCAAAGCCGUCCUUCGUGAUCCAGCAUUUCACGAAAGAAUCGGGCUUUUUGCGAUAGAUGAGCUGCAUGUUGUCGGCGAGUGGCGAGAAUUCCGACCGGACUUCACAUAUAUACACAUGCUCAGAGCACUGUUGCCACGGAGUGUGCCCUGGUUCGGUUGUACGGCGACCCUGGAUAAAGACAACCAGUCCUAUAUUUUGACCUUGAGAGGCCUGCUGCUCGGAAUCUGACCCGGAAGACAUGUUUUACACAUAAAAUUAGUACCAAUCGACAGCUUAAAUUGAGGGGAUUCCAAAAGUACUAACGGCGUAGUUUUGACCGAUUUGCGCGUAAAAUAUCAUGCAUUCCGUGAAUGCCUUCAAUUGAUGUGGAGGGAGUCAGGAUUCGGAUCCAAUAUUGCACUCAGACCAGCUUGGUGGUGGUUCUUUUCGUUGUGUUCUCCAAUUCUUUUAAAAGUGGGUGCCGCAGGCACCUGAGCCACACCAAGCUGGUCUGAGUU